Molecule: messenger RNA, 1400 nt
Organism: Babjeviella inositovora NRRL Y-12698
Lineage: Eukaryota; Fungi; Ascomycota; Pichiomycetes; Serinales
Exons: 1
Coding region: 443-1306 (287 amino acids)
Source: RefSeq, a predicted model, not a curated record
CGAAUAUGCCUUGACUAAAAGUAGAACACUUGGUUAUAAAUGAUUUACUACUGCGUUUGUUCAACCAUAUUUUACAGCUCAAUAUAUCAUACCUGAGCUAUUUUUUCGUGUGUCAGACACGGUGCCUUCUGAAAAUUCACAUAGGCAACAACAUUGUGUCUACCAAAACGUGUCAUCGCUAUAACUAUCACAGUCCCACUGAUAAUGCGCAGCAACCCAAAUCAUGCAUGCAUGUAUGGCCAGGCUCUUGAUCUAAAUUCAAAGGUGCGUUGACUUGAUUCAGAUCACCACAAUUUUCUAAAUCUUAUUGUGCUAAUAUAUAGUCUUAUAAAUCCGCCAGUUUUGACCCCAGACUUUUUUCUUAUUCCCGUACUUUAUCGCAAUUUUUUCUCGCCGUGUAAUAAAACCGUUUCCGUAUACCAGAGAAAUCAAUAUAUAUAACAUGACUUCACCAAGAGGCUCCUCCUCCCAUCUGGUGUUUUCACCUACGUUUCAGAACACUCUUUUGACAGUGCCUUCACUGUCUAUCUCUCCACCUAGGUCGGUCCCAUCCGGACACAAGAGGUCGUCUUCAUCGUCGCACUCCGUCCCUCGACUCGGUAACUCCGACUUGGAGCAUUGCCUUCUGCCGAAACUGUCUGCGAGCCAUAUGGCGGACGCUUACAGGUUCGGUUCGUCCCCCAUUUCAACCUCCAGCAGGAGGUAUUCGAGUGACUACGAAGCUGGCCCGUAUCCCGUGUACGUUCACCCGGGGCGCAUCCAGUCUCCACCGUAUUCACACUCGGCCUCCUCCGCUAAGCCGUUGGCCCCGCCUGAUCUGCCAUUCACACACCACCAGUACACCCUCAGCUCGCCGACAAGUAUUAGAAGCUCGGAUCCGCAUCUUCGCAGCUCAUCUAUCCGUAGGUUGAGCAACGAAGAGAUUAUUGAUGCGAUGGAAAAGGAGCAAGACGCGAUUGUAUUGCGAUUGACCAGAGAGAUUAUGCAAUUGAAAGAGGAGAACAAGAUGUUGAGACAGCAGCAGCACAACCACCUGCCCUCGUUCUGCCAGUCUCUGCAACACACGUUCCAGUCACGAAGCCGUUCUUCGUCCGUAAUGUCCAAUGUGGGUAACAAUAUAGCUCUGUCUGCUCGAAACAGCGUUGCGGGCGACGCAUUUGGGCCUCUUUCCGUCUCUACCAACACAACAGCCCCGGGCCUGGUGUCCUCCAGCUCCGCGAGUGCAAAGUUGAGACGUGGCAGCAAUUUGGGCAUUAAUUCAAGUGGUGAAGCCGGAUUUCAUCAGUCGCUACUCAGCGAGAUUUGAUAGAUUUUUUAAGGGCACAUGCUAGUAUGGCAGGGAAGCCGCUAGUCUCAAAUAUUACCCAUAUGGUUGUAUAUAUUUGGUAUGGAUUUAUUGG